AUGGGCAAAGUCAUUAAUAAAGAUUUACGACAUUACCUGAGUCUUCAGUUUCAGAAAGGAUCAAUUGACCACAAACUGCAGCAAGUGAUCAGAGAUAAUCUCUACUUGAGAACCAUUCCAUGCACAACAAGGGCCCCCAGGGAUGGGGAAGUACCAGGGGUGGACUAUAAUUUCAUUUCUGUUGAACAGUUCAAAGCACUGGAAGAGAGUGGAGCAUUGUUAGAAAGUGGAACAUAUGACGGAAACUUCUAUGGAACUCCCAAGCCUCCAGCAGAACCCAGCCCUUUCCAGCCAGAUCCGGUUGAUCAGGUCCUCUUUGAUAAUGAGUUUGACACGGAAUCUCAAAGAAAACGAACUACAUCUGUAAGCAAGAUGGAAAGAAUGGACAGCUCUCUUCCUGAAGAGGAGGAAGAUGAGGAGAAGGAAGCUAUUAACGGUAGUGGAAAUGCAGAAAACAGAGAGAGGCAUUCUGAGUCAUCUGACUGGAUGAAGACUGUUCCAAGUUACAAUCAAACAAAUAGCUCCAUGGACUUUAGAAAUUAUAUGAUGAAAGAUGAGACUCUGGAACCACUGCCCAAAAACUGGGAAAUGGCCUACACUGACACUGGGAUGAUCUAUUUCAUUGACCACAAUACCAAGACGACCACGUGGUUGGAUCCUCGUCUUUGUAAGAAAGCCAAAGCCCCUGAAGACUGUGAAGAUGGAGAGCUUCCUUAUGGCUGGGAGAAAAUAGAGGACCCUCAGUAUGGGACAUACUAUGUUGAUCACCUUAACCAGAAAACCCAGUUUGAGAAUCCGGUAGAGGAAGCCAAAAGGAAAAAGCAGUUAGGACAGGCUGAAAUUGGGUCUUCAAAACCAGAUGUGGAAAAAUCACACUUUACUCGAGAUCCAUCCCAACUUAAAGGUGUCCUUGUUCGAGCAUCACUGAAAAAAAGCACAAUGGGAUUUGGUUUUACGAUUAUUGGUGGAGAUAGGCCUGAUGAAUUCUUACAAGUGAAAAAUGUGCUGAAAGAUGGUCCCGCAGCUCAGGAUGGGAAAAUUGCACCAGGUGAUGUUAUUGUAGACAUCAAUGGCAACUGUGUCCUUGGUCACACUCAUGCAGAUGUUGUCCAGAUGUUCCAGUUGGUACCUGUCAACCAGUAUGUAAACCUCACUUUAUGUCGUGGUUAUCCACUUCCUGAUGACAAUGAAGAUCCUGUUGUGGACAUUGUUGCUGCUACUCCUGUCAUCAAUGGACAGUCAUUAACCAAGGGAGAGACUUGCAUGAAUACUCAGGAUUUUAAGCCAGGAGCAGUCGUUCUGGACCAGAAUGGAAAAUCAGGACACACCUUGACCAGUGAUCGUCUCAAUGGACCGUCAGAUCCAGGCGAGCAGCGAGCAUCCAUGGCAUCGUCCGGCAGCUCCCAACCUGAACUAGUGACUGUCCCUUUGAUUAAGGGGCCUAAAGGCUUUGGGUUUGCAAUUGCUGACAGCCCUACUGGACAGAAGGUGAAAAUGAUAUUGGAUAGCCAGUGGUGUCAAGGUCUUCAGAAAGGGGAUAUAAUUAAGGAAAUUUACCAUCAAAAUGUGCAGAAUUUAACACAUCUCCAAGUGGUAGAGGUGCUAAAGCAGUUUCCAAUAGGUGCAGAUGUACCAUUACUUAUCUUAAGAGGAGGUCCUCCUUCACCAACUAAGACUGCCAAAAUGAAAACAGAUAAAAAGGAAAAUUCAGGAAGUUUGGAGGCCAUAAAUGAGCCCAUUCCCCAGCCUAUGCCUUUUCCACCCAGCAUUAUCAGGUCAGGAUCCCCGAAAUUGGAUCCUUCUGAGGUCUACCUGAAAUCUAAGACUUUAUAUGAAGAUAAACCACCAAACACCAAAGAUUUGGAUGUUUUUCUUCGAAAACAGGAAUCAGGGUUUGGCUUCAGGGUGCUAGGAGGAGAUGGACCUGAUCAGUCUAUAUAUAUAGGGGCCAUUAUUCCUCUUGGAGCAGCUGAGAAAGAUGGUCGGCUCCGUGCAGCUGAUGAACUGAUGUGCAUUGAUGGAAUUCCUGUUAAAGGGAAAUCACACAAACAAGUCUUGGACCUAAUGACAACUGCUGCUCGAAAUGGCCACGUGCUAUUAACUGUCAGAAGAAAGAUCUUCUAUGGAGAGAAACAACCUGAGGACGACAGCUCUCAAGCCUUCGUUGCAACACAGAAUGGAUCUCCCCGCCUGAACCGAACGGAAGUCCUAGCCAGGCCUGGUCCCCAGGAGGCCUAUGAUGUUGUCUUGCAACGAAAAGAAAAUGAAGGAUUUGGCUUUGUCAUCCUCACCUCCAAAAACAAACCACCUCCAGGAGUUAUUCCUCAUAAAAUUGGCCGGGUCAUAGAAGGAAGUCCAGCUGAUCGCUGUGGAAAACUGAAAGUUGGAGAUCAUAUCUCUGCAGUAAAUGGGCAGUCCAUUAUCGAAUUGUCCCAUGAUAACAUUGUUCAGCUGAUCAAAGAUGCUGGUGUCACCGUCACACUAACGGUCAUUGCUGAAGAAGAGCAUCACGGUCCACCAUCAGGAACAAACUCAGCCAGGCAAAGCCCAGCCCUGCAGCACAGGCCCAUGGGACAGUCACAGGCCAACCAUAUUCCUGGGGACAGAAGUGCCCUAGAAGGUGAAAUUGGAAAAGAUGUCUCCACUUCUUACAGACAUUCGUGGUCUGACCACAAGCACCUCGCACAGCCUGACACUGCAGUGAUUUCAAUUGUAGGCAGUCGGCACAAUCAGGGCCUUGGUUGUUACCCAGUGGAGCUGGAGAGGGGCCCCCGGGGCUUUGGAUUCAGCCUCCGAGGGGGAAAGGAGUACAACAUGGGCCUUUUCAUCCUUCGUCUUGCUGAGGAUGGUCCUGCCGUCAAAGAUGGCAGAAUUCAU
This is a messenger RNA of Galeopterus variegatus (Sunda flying lemur), 2877 nucleotides long. RefSeq names its product membrane-associated guanylate kinase, WW and PDZ domain-containing protein 3. Gene Ontology annotation, biological process: signal transduction. The record is from RefSeq and is a predicted model, not a curated record. The annotation marks the transcript as partial. Gene Ontology annotation, molecular function: protein binding. Lineage: Eukaryota; Metazoa; Chordata; Mammalia; Dermoptera; Cynocephalidae. The transcript has 19 exons. Gene Ontology annotation, cellular component: cytoplasm.